This is a messenger RNA of Gaeumannomyces tritici R3-111a-1, 519 nucleotides long. RefSeq lists its product as hypothetical. The transcript has 2 exons. Lineage: Eukaryota; Fungi; Ascomycota; Sordariomycetes; Magnaporthales; Magnaporthaceae. Bases 1 to 519 code for a protein of 172 amino acids. The record is from RefSeq and is a predicted model, not a curated record.
AUGCAAGACAGCUUGCGAGAAGAUGACGGUACUUUUGCAUUUCGACUUGAGCGCUGGCAGGACACCCAGCUUAAGGCAGUCGGCGCUAUCAGAAGUAAGCUCGGCAAAAACGCCGACGAACUCGCGAAGGACUUUAACGCCAACAAGAGCCAGCCCGAUACGGUUAAAAACCUUAUCAGCAGAUUGGAGGCCCAUUUUAAGCCAACAGGAAACGCCGUCUUUCAGCUCCUCCUCCAGAAACUUCCUACAACCACAUUCGCCAGCAGCAAUGACAGCGUUACGACCUUUUCGGAACAGUUUAGGGAAUACAGAACUGAUUUGGAGUCACUCGGUAAACCUGGCAAGCUGAAGAUCCCGGAUGCCAUCAUUCCUCAUUUGUUUCCUAAUAGCCUUGGCGAACGCUACAGGCCAUUCCUGAUAGCAUUUUUCCAGUUAAACAGCUUCCUUGAGAUUAACGCUGCUGACGGAACGGAAAUCCCUGCUGUUACCUUCGAUAAGGCCCUUAUCGCUGUAGAAUAA